This is a messenger RNA of Charadrius vociferus (killdeer), 1041 nucleotides long. Its product is annotated as CD2-associated protein-like. The record is from RefSeq and is a predicted model, not a curated record. The transcript is spliced from 9 exons. The annotation marks the transcript as partial. Lineage: Eukaryota; Metazoa; Chordata; Aves; Charadriiformes; Charadriidae.
AAGCCAAAGAAACCUCCACCUCCAGUUAAAACUCCAGCUCCAAAGCCUGAGUUGCCAACUGGAGAGAAGAAAUUCCCUUCUUUGAGGCCUGAAGAAAAAGAUGAAAAAGGAGCUUUGGAUCAGAAGCCUUUGAAGCCACAGGCUCCUCAAGUACCACCCAAAAAGCCUAUUCCUCCAAGCAAGACUAACAGCUUCCUGAGAGCAGGGCUUCUGCACCCAAAACGUCCAGAUAAACCUGUUUUGCCAUCGUCUGUAUCCAAAUCUAAUGGAGAAGUUGUUUCUCUUCGACCGAAAUCUGAAGUUGAGCCAGUAGCAAAACCAAAGUUAGACUCUGAACUGUUACCACUUAGACCAAAAUCAGUAGAGGUAGAUUCACUUGUGGUAAAGAGCUCUAAAGAUUCAGAUCUGUUAAGCUUUGAUGAUGUAAUAGCUACCUCAGAUAAUCUAUCGCACCCUACUGCAAACCGACCCAAGAUGCCUGGUAGGAGGCCGCCUUCACGUUUCAAUAACAGUAAUCCUGCAAGUCAAAGUCUGAGUCCAGAAAAAAAUUUGAAGGUGCAGAAAGAAGAAGAAAGUGCCAAACCAAAGCCAGUUGAAACAAAAAAGCCAUCUGCAUUCACUUCACCAAUUCCAUCUUCAUCUCAGAGACCAAGUUCUGUUCUACUCAACUUGUUUCCUGGAGACAUCCAACUUAAAGGAGAGUCGGAUGAUGAAAAAAUUUCUGUGGAAGAGCUCAGGACUCAGAUUAAUGAUUUGAUGGGUUUAGUAGAUGCACUGAAGAAAGAACAUGGGAGAGAACUGGAAAAACUAAAGAAGGAUUUGGAAGAAGAGAAGCUGUUGCGAAGUAAUCUGGAGUGCAAUACCUUUAUUGUCAUCUGCAGGUUCCUCACUGUUAAUCCAGUCAGACAGGAAAAGGAGGAGGCUGGUGCCCAGGGUUAUUUCUUCAUGGAAAAACUCUUAACUGAACCAGAGCAGCCCAGCAACGCUGGGUCAGACCGUAAGAGCGAGACUGGGGCACGAUGGCAGCAGAGGAAUGGUUAG